Messenger RNA from Cucumis melo (muskmelon), 2734 nucleotides. Its product is annotated as sulfate transporter 1.3-like. Gene Ontology annotation, biological process: transmembrane transport. The record is from RefSeq and is a predicted model, not a curated record. Bases 278 to 2374 code for a protein of 698 amino acids. Gene Ontology annotation, cellular component: membrane. NCBI's taxonomy places the organism in Eukaryota, Viridiplantae, Streptophyta, Magnoliopsida, Cucurbitales, Cucurbitaceae. The transcript has 13 exons. Gene Ontology annotation, molecular function: secondary active sulfate transmembrane transporter activity.
AACAUCCAAAUUCAUAGUCGGCAGCCACAGUAGUUCACUAUUCAAAGUUCAACCGUCCUUCGGUGACCGUGAAUUCAUUUGACUUUUGUAAAAAAAACAAGAAUGCAAACCAAUUUGACUCCAUUACAAGUUCGGUGAUCCAAAAAAAUGGAUUCACCAACCAAACAAAUGCUAAUUUUGAAUCAUUACUUUGGGGAACGAAGAAUCGGGAAUGUUACAGAGAAAUGAGGCCACGUUAGGCGGCGGCCAAACAAGAGCGUAGGUGAACUAGCUAUUCAUGGACUCAAGGGGCCAUUCUAAUGGGGGAGAACUCGAAGCAAAACAGAUGGACAUUAGAAGACUUUCGUCUUCACGCAGCAAUACUCAAUGCAUCCAUAAGGUGGGGGUUCCACCGAAGCAAAAUUUCUUCAAGGAAUUUAAAACCAGGUUGAAAGAGACUUUCUUUGCAGAUGAUCCUCUGCGAACCUUCAAGGACCAAUCGAAGUCCCGAAAGCUAGUCCUGGGAAUUCAGGCUAUCUUCCCUAUAUUUGAAUGGGGGAGGAAUUACAAUCUAACUAAAUUUAGAGGAGAUAUAGUUGCUGGACUCACUAUUGCAAGUCUGUGUAUUCCACAGGAUAUAGGCUAUGCAAAACUUGCUAAUUUGACUCCCCAGUAUGGAUUAUAUUCCAGCUUUGUACCACCACUAGUUUAUGCUUUGAUGGGUAGCUCAAGAGACAUAGCGAUUGGACCAGUGGCCGUUGUUUCUCUCUUGCUGGGAACACUGCUUCAAAAGGAGAUUGAUUACCAUACACAUCCAGAAGAGUAUCUGCGGCUUGCAUUUACAGCUACCUUUUUUGCUGGGAUCACCCAAGCCACUCUAGGGAUACUAAGGUUGGGUUUUCUGAUUGACUUUCUAUCUCAUGCUGCCAUUGUGGGUUUUAUGGGUGGAGCUGCCAUCACUAUUGCCCUUCAGCAACUUAAAGGCUUUCUUGGUAUUCAAAAAUUUACAAAGAAAACAGACAUUAUCUCUGUAAUGCGCUCAGUAUUUGAGGCAGCGCAUCAUGGAGUAAGCCUCCUUGCCCCUCAAACCCCACAUGUCUAUGGUGUUUAUUUGCACACAAAUGGACCACUGAUGCAUAACAAACUAAAUCUCAUGCAUCGUAACUUCUUUUAUGACCUUUUGCAGUGGAACUGGCAGACAAUAGUCAUUGGAGUAUCUUUUCUAAGUUUUCUACUGUUUGCCAAGUAUAUUGGAAAGAAGAAUAAGAACCUCUUUUGGGUGCCUGCAAUUGCUCCAUUAAUAUCAGUUAUUCUGUCCACCUUCUUUGUUUACAUAACCCAUGCAGACCAGAAAGGUGUCGCAAUCGUGAAACACAUAGAGAAAGGAAUCAACCCCUUAUCCGUGAAGCAAAUCUACUUCACAGGUGACAACCUCCUUAAAGGAUUCAGGACUGGCACGGUGGCUGGUAUGAUAGCACUAACGGAAGCCAUAGCAAUUGGAAGAACAUUUCCUACCAUGAAGGAUUACCAGCUUGAUGGUAACAAAGAAAUGGUGGCACUAGGAACAAUGAAUGUUAUUGGUUCAAUGACUUCCUGCUAUGUAGCAACAGGCUCGUUUUCUCGCUCAGCUGUGAAUUACAUGUCUGGCUGUCAAACUGCAGUCUCAAACAUCGUUAUGUCCUGUGUUGUAUUUCUAACUUUAGAAUUCAUGACUCCCCUAUUCAAAUACACUCCAAAUGCUAUUCUAGCUGUCAUCAUUAUCUCUGCUGUGAUCAACUUGAUAGACAUUCAAGCAGCAAUUUUGCUAUGGAAGAUUGAUAAAUUUGAUUUUGUUGCUUGUUUGGGAGCCUUCUUCGGUGUGAUAUUUGCAAGUGUUGAGAUCGGCCUCCUAAUUGCUGUCUCUAUAUCAUUUGCUAAGAUACUCUUACAAGUAACCAGGCCACGGGUCUCUGUUCUCGGAAAAAUCCCUAGGACUACGGUAUAUAGGAACACUCAACAGUAUCCAGAAGCAACGAGGGUUUCAGGCAUUCUCAUCGUGAGAGUCGAUUCUGCAAUUUACUUCUCUAAUUCCAAUUACAUCAGAGAGAGGAUAUUGAGAUGCUUGGCAGAUGAGGAAGAACAAACAAAGAAGGCCUAUUCACCAAAAACUCAGUUUUUGAUCGUUGAGAUGUCUCCUGUUACCGACAUUGAUACUAGUGGAAUUCAUGCCUUGGAAGAGCUAUACAAGAAUCUCCGGAAAAGAGACAUUCAGCUUGUUUUGGCAAACCCGGGGCCAGUAGUGAUUGACAAACUCCACGCAUCUGAUGUUGCUAAUCUAAUUGGGGAGGACCAUAUCUUUCUAACAGUUGCUGAAGCUGUAUCAUCUUGCUCCCCAAAAUUGGUGGAAGAGGCCUAGUCCAAGAGUUGAAUUCCAGAACUUCCAGUGGAGUUGAGAAUGGAGAAAAAAAUCACUCAGCGACAAAACAGAAGUUUUUAUAGAUACCUGAGGAUGAUCAUUCAGUAGAUACACUAGGCUGCAGGGUUAAAAGGAAAAAUGAAAAAAGAGGAAAUGCAUAACUAUGCGUGAAAAAGCUAAAAGUAAAAAGGAAAAAUGAACAAAGAGGAAACGCAUAACUAUGCGUGAAAAGGCUAAAAGUAAAAGGUGAUGGGUUUUUUUUUGUACCACAGAAAUUUUCUAAUGCCAUUAUUCUGUAUAGAUCUAUACUUAGUGAAGAAGCCUGCUCUUCUGUUCAAUUUCACCCAGAAGUUUCUUUUC